This is a messenger RNA of Entrophospora sp. SA101, 1548 nucleotides long. NCBI's taxonomy places the organism in Eukaryota, Fungi, Glomeromycota, Glomeromycetes, Entrophosporales, Entrophosporaceae. The record is from the annotation of a GenBank genome assembly.
AUGUCAAAAAGAAAUAGUACUUCAAUUGAAGAGCGUGAAUGGUCUUUUGAUAGAGAAAGAAUUGGUAAUGCAGGGAAAGGAUUUGGAAAUUUAAUGAAUGAUAAUGGAAAGCAAGAAUCCAUUGCUGAUUUGAUUGCAAGUGAAAAGGAUGAAGAUGUAGUUAAAUUGGCAAAAUUCACACAAAGACAUGCAGAUCAAAUGAAUAAAUCACGUUUAUCUGUAAUAGAACAUGAGAAAUAUCCCAAAGAGAAUAAUAGUUGCUCUAGUAAACAAAAAGAUGACCAAUUAAAUAAUGAUGAUUACAUUUUAGAAGAGAAUCCAAUAGCCUCCUCUCCAAACGAUCAUCAACUUGUUCGUGCCACUACAGAACCAAUUCUACACAAUAAUACCAAUAAUUCAAAACGGCGAUUAUCACAGAUUUUUAUUCCUCCUUCAUCAUCAUCGCCAUCGUUGUCGUCGCUGUCACCACCUGCUGAUAAACAUGUAGUUGUUAAUUCAGAAAACAAUGAAAACCUUCUACAAAAAAGAUCAAAAACACUAAACGCGCAAAAAUCUCAAGAAAAAUUAAAUAAUAGCAUCAUAUAUACAAUUCAAGAUUAUGAUGAAUCCUCGGAUGCAAGGUUUAUGGAAAAUGAUUAUGAGAAUACAACAAGAAUAAAAAAUGUUUUGGAUGAUAAUUUUAUAAAUGAUAAUAGCUCUAGUAAAGAUGAUGAUUCCAUUUAUACUUCCAUUGGUUUUAGUAGAUCUUCUUCAUUUUCAACUAGACAUUCUAUGGAUGAUUCAAUAAAGGUAUCAUCAAAUUCAAUUAUUAUCGAUAUUGAAGCAACCGAUAAUGUUAUGGAAUUUGAUGAAAAUGCGAAAGAAAAUAGUAAUGAUGGUCCAAGGUUAUCUGGAGAAACAAUUCUUGUUAAUACUGAUAUACUUCCUAAUAAACUGAUUGAUUUAAUCUACACAUAUCAGGAGAAGGGGUUAAUAUCUCCAGCAGAAAAAAAUGAAAGAUAUAUUGAGCUAGAUUUUGGUUUGAAUGAAGUUUUCAAAUUCAAAAGGUCGAUUCAUCACGGAGUGAAUUCAUUAAAUUUGGAUGUUUCACUUCUUGGAGAUACAAAUAAAGAUUAUCAAAGCUUUGUUCAACAAGAAAUAGAUGAAUCGUUGCGCAGAUGUGAUACUUAUAUUCAAGAUGCAACUAAAUUCUUAGAAACAUAUAGGGAAAAACUUUCUGUUAAGGAAAAUGCUAUACAAAAAAAUGAUUAUUACUCAUUGGAAUCAAAUAAUUUUAUAAUUGCUAAACAUUCUAAAACAAAAGGUCAAUCUUUAUAUGAAUUAAAAGAUAGUAUUGAUAUAGGAGCAAAUUCUUUAAAUGAUAAGCUUGAUAAUAUCGACAAUGUCUUUUCAAAAGAAAUGAAAGAAAUGACCUUUGAUGUCAAUAAUGAUUACUUUCAUGAGUUGAAAAUACUUGAAGACGAAAUUCAGCUUUUAGACACUGAAAGAGGAAAAUCAUCUUGGGAAGAUUAUUUUUAUUUGAUAAUGUCAUAUGUUCUUACAGGUUAG